AUGGCUGGGGCAUCUGCUGGUGCUAUCCUAGCAGCUUGUUUGGUAUGUAAAGUACCACUAGAAACCAUUAAAUCUAGCUUUAUGGAAACAGCAGCUGAAGCUCAAAAUUGGGCACUAGGCCCCUUCAGCCCCAACUUCAAUAUUGAAGACUACUUAAAAUUGGGCCUAGAAGCCCUACCUCAUGAUGCACACAUACAGGCAAGUGAUAGACUACAUGUAUCCCUUACUAAGGUCAACAAUGCAGAAAACAUAUUGGUGUCCAGCUGGGAGUCAAGAGAAGAGCUCAUACAGUGUCUCUUGUGCUCCUGCUUUAUCCCAGUGUUUUCCGGUCUCAACUUCCCCACCUUUCGUGGAGUCAAGUACAUGGAUGGAGGCUUUACCAAUAACCUCCCUGUGGUACAGCAGCCAGCCAUCACCAUUAGUCCAUUUGACAGCAUAGUUGAUAUUUCUCCAAAGAACAAGGAAAAGAAACCUGUUUACAUAAAUAUAGCCAAUGAGCAAAUGGCCUUAACCACAGCCAAUGUUGUGAGACUGAUCCGUGCCCUGGUCCCUCCACCAGUGGAAGCCUUGGAGGCCUUGUAUCAGAUGGGAUAUGUGGAUGCCUAUCACUUUCUUCAACAAAAAUUAUCAUCAUUGAGGCUGGGUAGUCAAUUGUCACCCUGAAAAGUUGUUUAAAGUAUGUAGCUGUGCAUAUUGUUGUCUUAGCAAGGGUGUCAAAAUAAACUCUUGUGAUUAGGUGAAGAUUUUUGUAUUGUGCAAGAAAUUUAUGUUAAAAGAUACUUUGUAUAUAGAUAUUUGUACUGAAGUACUGUACAGUGGUCCCUCGGUUAACGAGCACAUUCAGUUCUAGAAGGUUGCUCGUUAACCG
Homarus americanus (American lobster) is the source of this 868-nucleotide messenger RNA. Its product is annotated as 1-acylglycerol-3-phosphate O-acyltransferase Pnpla3-like. NCBI's taxonomy places the organism in Eukaryota, Metazoa, Arthropoda, Malacostraca, Decapoda, Nephropidae. Gene Ontology annotation, biological process: triglyceride catabolic process; lipid homeostasis. The transcript has a single exon. Gene Ontology annotation, molecular function: triacylglycerol lipase activity. Gene Ontology annotation, cellular component: lipid droplet; cytoplasm; membrane. The record is from RefSeq and is a predicted model, not a curated record. The coding region runs from base 1 to 663 and encodes 220 amino acids.